AUGGAGUCUUUGGCUGCGCUGGUAGCCAAGAUUCAGGACAAAGACUUGACCUCUGGCCUUGAUUCUGAAUCACGAGUUCCUCAUGGCUUUGCGUGGCUCGACGAAAUCUUGGAGCCAUGGGUCAAAGCGGAGAAAGAGUUUUGGAGUAUCACUUUGGAGCAGGAUGAACUCAGAGCGUACACAAAGGCCGUCUCAAUGCAACUGAUCGGUGAGGACGAUUACACUGUCCCAGGAUUCCGAUUGUCCAACUACGAGCGGCCUUCUAUGAAACGUAAACGGUUUGACGAAUCGAAUAUCGACAGAGAUCACGAGGAACGUCUGGAGCUAGAGCUGAAGGAGAGAAGAAAGAAUGCACGAACUGCGAUUGCUCGAGAUCGCAAGGUCGUGAAUGGGUUGACAGCCAAGGCGGCAAAGCUGAAGGCCAAAAUUGCGCAAUAUGAAGAAUCACUAGCAAGGAGUAGUAGAGAGUUUGACAAAUUACUAGCCGAAUCCCUUGCAUCCACUUUGGCACCCACUCAGGAAAUCAGAACCGACUUGGAUCCCACGAGCGAGUACGCGGCGAAGCUCGCCCGAGCCGUUAGUCGUAAAUACCAAACCAUCGAGAAGUUCUGGGAAUCUAAUAAAGGGCAACCUAAUUCCAUGGAAGCACGCCAGGAACGCCUCAAAGAAGUGUGGGGGAUAUUCCGGGCAGUGGCUAUAUUGGAGAGCGAGGUCUAUCAUCAAGAACUAGCUUCCAUCCUCGAAAUGGCUAUGAAUAAGGGACCUGAGAUUCUCUCGGAAGAGUCGUAUACACAAGACAUCGUACCUUCUGCUGUGGAGAUGGUCCAGGAGCGGUUAGAAUCGGCAAGAAAGAAGGACGAGUCGGAAACAUUAAGAAGAGAGAAUAAGCUCUUGACCGAAGUCGAGGCGCUUCUGCGAAGGCAUCUUAUGCCGCCCUUAUUCUUCCUCUACACCGGACUUUUGAGGCUCCACACUCAUAUCGAACAGGCGCUUGCUCAAUGCGAUGUCCUACUCUCCGAGUUGGAAUCCAUGCAAGCAAGAUUAGACGAGUCGAACUUUCAAGCGGCUCUGGAUGAGGAUGACGAACUUUUAAUUCAACUAGCAGAACUACUUCAGAUUCAAACAGACGAGAAUGGCGAGCUUCCGAGCGAAACUGUACUACAGAGGCUCAAGGAAUUGUGUGGUACGGCAUCAUAA
Molecule: messenger RNA, 1197 nt
Organism: Serendipita indica DSM 11827
Lineage: Eukaryota; Fungi; Basidiomycota; Agaricomycetes; Sebacinales; Serendipitaceae
Source: the annotation of a GenBank genome assembly